GCAAAUAUUUUUUUCAUUCGGGAAAAUCAUAUAUUUAUCAUUAUUGCAAUAUAUCUAGAACAUGUAUUACAGUAGAUAUUUCAUAUAAUAUUCGUUCGAGUAAUAUAAUACAAGAUGGCUGAUAUCAAAUCUAUGCUUAAAGAAGCUAGAAAACUUGUAGAUGAGAAAAACUUCAAGGAAGCUCAAGAAUGCUGCAAGAAUAUUCUUCGUAAGGAUAAACAAAAUUACUUAGCUUUAGUUCUUCUCGGGAAGUCUCUUCAAGAUGCUGAACAAGCUCCACUGGCAUACCAGAAAGCUAUAGCUUGUAAACCAGAUCAACCACUAGCUUGGCAAGGCCUUGCCAACUACUAUGAGAGGCAAAAUGGCUCUACUGGUACAAACAAAUUAUUAUCAACUUAUGCUGAAAUAUUGAAACUUCAAAUUGACACUGAGAAAGCAUUAGAAGUGGUUUCCAAGGUUGGUCAACUGGGUUCUUCCAUGAAAGAAAAUGAGUGUUUGGGUAUCCUACUUGAUUAUGUGCAGAACAACACAUUAGAGAGUAAAGUGAAAGGUACUGCUGAGUUCCAAAUUAAAGAAAUGCUUAAACAUGGUGUGAAAUGUGAACAAGGACAGAUACCUAUUGUUUUGAACAUAUUGAAUGAAAUGAUGACUCAAAAUCCUAAUGAAAUAGAACUUCUAUAUGUAAAAGUAAUCUUUCAAAGAGAGAACUUUGUGGAAGCUGCUGAAGAAGUAAUCAAUUUACACUUUUUCCCAAAUAAUCCUGUAGUGAGGGAAUGGAUUUGUAAUGAAUUGUGUAAGAAGUUUGUUGAAAAAGAUUCAUUUCAAGGACUGGACAUUCAAAAACAUGUUGAUAUUAUCAUCAAAGGCAUUGAAACCUCUAAACCAGCUUCAUUGUUAAAAAGUAUUAUUUGUUAUGAGCAAUCAAACUACCUAGAUUCCUAUAAACUAUGUGUUCCACUAGUGAACUAUGUGCAGCCAAACAUUAUUGAAGCUACUUUCAUUAUAAGAUGCUCAAUCAAAUUGAAAAAUUGGCCUAUCACUCAAAAACUUGCAAUGAACUUCUUAACUAAAGUUAUUGAUGACCAGUUCAGUAUGCAGUUAAAGAAGUAUCUGUUUUUCUCUCUAGCUAAGCAGCAAAAAUGGGAACAAGCUUUGAGUGCUGUUAAAGGGUUGCCCUUUGAAGGUUUACAUACAGGUGAACAAGCAUUAUUUGCUGAAUGUCAAAUACAACUAUGUAAGGAUGCAAGUGCUGCUCUAGAUAAACUUCAAGGAACAACUUAUUACUUACCACUUCAGGCCCUUCAACUUCUGAAGCAAAAUAAAUACAGCGAAGUCAUAAAAUUACUUGAAGAGCCACACACAGACCCAAUCUGCCUAUUUUUCUUGGGGAAAGCACAUUGGGAACUCAAACAGUAUGAGUUGUGUCACCUGAAUCUACUGAAAUCUGCAAAACUCAACCCAGAACAUUCAGAUACUUUCUUGUACCUGGGCCACUUUUACAGAUAUCAUAUUCAGGAUCUGGAGAAAGCCAAGAAGUGCUAUGAAAAAGCAAACAAUCUGAAUGGAUAUGACAGUGAAAUAGUCAAGAAUCUCAGUGAAAUCUAUACAGAUUUAGGUCAACGGGAGAAUGAUUAUGGCUUACUAACCAAAGCUGUUGAAAAACUUGAUGUGAAUGAGGGCUGGAUUCAUUUCAGAAUAGGGCUACAUCACUUGAGUAAAAGAGAUUGGGAAAAUGCAAUAAUAUACUUUAGAAAUGUUAUUAAACAGGAACAAAACAAUUCUACUGCUUUAGAGUGUUUAGCUGAUGCAUAUUUCUCAAGAGGUUCAUAUGUUUCAGCUCUACGUGCCUACCAUAGAGUCAUUGAGUUAAAUCCCACAAAAGCCUUGCAUUGUCUGACCAGAAAUGGUUACAUUCAUUCUUUACUGACACAGUAUGAAGAUGCUAUAGCAACAUUUCGAAAAGUACUUCUGAUGGAUGCUUCAUCUAUAUUAGCACUAAAAGGCAUAGCUGAAACUUGGAUGAGAAUAGCUAAAAAGAAAGUAGCAGCCAAGCUAUUUGGUGCUGCUAGAGACUGUGCCCAGCAAGCUGUAGAUUAUGUAUCUAAGGCUUUAUCGCAAAAUAAAAACUAUGCUUGCCUUUGGAAAAUCUUAGGAGACACUUUAAUGUUUAUGACUAAGUUUCCAACCAAAUAUGCAUUUGUGUACUUUAAUUCAACAUUCAAGAAUGACAACAAAGAUAAUAGCGAUAAAAAGGGAAAGCUAGACAUAUUUCCUCAAGCUAUAGCAUGCUAUUCUCUAAUAGCAAAACAAAAGCAACAGUCAACAUCAUAUGAUUUAGCUUCUGCUUACCUUGAAUAUUACAAGCAGUCCAGCAAAGAUGUCAAUGGUUGUGUCGCAUUUAACCUGACUAUAGCAUCUAUCAAAAAGAAGCCAUAUCUAUCGAGGAACUGGGAUCUACUUGGGAAGAUCUGUUGGAACAUGAAGAAAUAUAGCCUGGCUCAACAUUGUUUCAUAAAAGCACUGUCACUCACUCGCAAAUGGUCUGUAGCCAAGAUUUGGUGUAACUUGGGAACCUUGUAUGUGAAACUGAAACACUACAAGAUUGCUAAUUACUGUUACUGGAGGGGGCAGUCUACACUACCUUCAUACCCUCAGAGUUGGAUAGGUCAGGGACUCAUUGCUGAACAAAUACGUGAAGAGGAAGCCAUGGACUUAUUCCGACAUGCAUGUCGCCUCGGGUACCACCAAGAAUGUGCCCUCGGCUAUGCUGACUGGGUGUGCCGCACUCUCAAGAAGAGUAAUACAGACACUGCUGACUUUAAAUAUGUUAUUGAGGGCCUACAUGCAAUACCUUAUGCUAUGGACCUUAUUGAGUGGUACUCUUGUUUUGAACCUGAAAGUGCCUUUGCUUGUACAGUUCAAGGAAUCUUGCAAGAAAGAUCUGGAUUACUAGAAGCCGCAUACAAAUCUUAUGAGAAAGCCUUUAGAUAUGCACCAGACGAUAAGAAGAAUAUUACUUUGCUCAAUAUGGGCCGCAUACUUUUAAGGUUGCAUAAAUAUGAAGAAGCAAUUUUAGUUUAUAAGGCAAUCACAGAAGCCAGUUUAAAUUCUGCUUGUGGAUUAGCACUGGCACUGUUCAAGAAGGGACUCUAUGAAGAAUCCUACUCUGCUUACGACACAGCACUGCAUUGGCUCAGCAAUAAUGAUGCUGACAAAGCUGACCUCCUAGUAGCGAUGGCUGGGAUCAUGUACAUGUUCAAGGGCCUUGAUGACGCUAAAACAAUUCUAUUCCACAGUAUACAGGUCGCGCAGCAGAAGCCUACCGCGAACAGUCUAUUUUCUAUAUGUGCACUGGGCCUGAUCCAUACAGACGAUAGUUUGUCGAAGCUAGCUGUGAGUGAGUUGAAAAAGUAUGAGAAGGACGAAAAACUGAGCACAGACAUAGGUUUCUUGAAAUCCUAUCUUCUGCUGUGUGAAGUUGGAGUGGAAAGGGCUAUAAAGUGUUUGAGCGAGACGCUGCACGACCACCCCAGCAAUGCGAUGCUGUGGUUCUUCCUCGCGCAGUACUGCCUGCGGGACGGGUACCGCGCGCGCGUGGCCAGCUGCAGCGCGCAGCGUGCCCUGUGCGCCGCGCGCGCCCACAACCACACUGCCGAGUCACCCAAAAUACUCGCCACAGCCAGCAUUGCCGAACAUGUAGCUGGAAACAAACUAAAAGCGCUCACUCUGGCGAAGCAAGGUCUGCACAUGUACCCGCAAACAGCCGAAAUUUGGGCGGCAUUAUUAUUUUCUAUGCAGUCAAACAUUGCAUUUGUUGAAAAGAAAAAAUGGAUGAUUGGUGCAGCUGGGCACAUGAGAAGCCAAUUAGAGAUAACCGCACCAUUAAGCAAAUGGGCUGGUGUCCUUGAAAAGAAGCUAACUGCUGCAUAGAUUCUGAAUAUAAUAA
Plutella xylostella (diamondback moth) is the source of this 3946-nucleotide messenger RNA. Its product is annotated as superkiller complex protein 3. Lineage: Eukaryota; Metazoa; Arthropoda; Insecta; Lepidoptera; Plutellidae. The record is from RefSeq and is a predicted model, not a curated record. Gene Ontology annotation, cellular component: Ski complex. Gene Ontology annotation, molecular function: protein binding. Gene Ontology annotation, biological process: nuclear-transcribed mRNA catabolic process.